AUGGUCACUGAUGAUCCUGGCUGUGCACUUCAGAUGAGUUUGUUGUCUCUCUGUAGUUGUAGCUCUGGUUUAGAUCGUGGUCCCUUUGCCAGUUUAGGUCGUCCGACCAACUGCUCUCAGCACAGUUGCCGUGUGCAGAUGUUGGUCUUAGGCAGGAGUCCAUCGCAGUGCUUAGCCUGGACUCUAGCUAGUCUGGCAGCUUGGCUAAGCACAGGAAUGAACACAGCAGUGAUACACAGAGGAUUCCUCAGGAAAUAUGGGGGCUUUAUGUUCAAACAAUGGAAAGAAAAAUUUCUGGUGUUAACGGUAGAAGGAAAUCUCCUGGUCUGUCGAGAUGCAGACUCACCGCCUGACCAGGUGGUGCUGCUGCAGAGCCAUUGUGAAUCCAUAGUGGGUGGAAAAGAGAUCCUGGAUUUGCCCCGCUUACCUCAUGGAGGGCGUAGAGACAGCUGCUUUGCUCUUAUACUCCCCCAAGACAAAUUCCUUCUGUUGCUCUCAGAUGGCCCAGAUGAGUGCAGUCAAUGGCUGAAGUUACUCAGGAAGGUGAAAGAGGGUGUGACUUUGCCACUUGCUCUAAAGACACAGCAGAGCAUCACGCCUUGCAUCACAGACAGAGAGCCACUUACAGACAUCUUCGGUGACAAAGAUCCCUCAUCCCCCCACCUCAAUGACAAGGCCCUGAACUCCCCAUGCAUCCACUCCAGAGAGAAUUCCUUCAGAGGCAGUAUAAGCCAGCAUGCUCCCCACAGCCCUACCAUGGCUCCACUCCUUCACUCUGCAGACUGCCUGCGCCAUGGAAACAGCAGUGAUGCACGGGCUGUAAGGGCAGUCUGUCUAUUGAUGGGUGGAGCAGCAGCUUCCUCAGCGCUCGGCUACUUGAACUCCAGUCCACCUGCCUCCUCAAACAUGGAAGUUCGUACUCCUGAAAUGGCCCAUUCAACAGCUUCCUCUGAGAUGGGGGAAGGCAGUUCAUACCACACCUGCAGCCAAGCCAUAGAGUCACCACAUAUUAACAGCUUUGAUUUUGAAGGAGAUUCUGAUUUUGAUGCUUUUGACUGUGGAGGGUUUGCCUUUUAG
Triplophysa rosa is the source of this 1077-nucleotide messenger RNA. RefSeq lists its product as uncharacterized. NCBI's taxonomy places the organism in Eukaryota, Metazoa, Chordata, Actinopteri, Cypriniformes, Nemacheilidae. The transcript is spliced from 6 exons. The record is from RefSeq and is a predicted model, not a curated record. Gene Ontology annotation, cellular component: membrane. The coding region runs from base 1 to 1077 and encodes 358 amino acids. Gene Ontology annotation, biological process: regulation of cell differentiation.